GCGUUCAAUAAAGUUGUAACAAAAGCGAAGCGGUUUACGGCAGGUCGUAAAGCCAAACGCGGAGGAGGCACUUGCUGAUCCUGCUGAUGGAGGACCAGAACCAGGAGAGCUCCGACCCUGUAGUGGCUCUCAGUCUUUGUGACUCCACCCCACUCCUGUGGCGUGCUCAGGACCUGAGGACCGUCAGGUCUCAGAGUGUGGUGGGGGCCCUGCUCGGCUCACUGCCCAGAGCCCCCAGACAGAACCUCAAACUGGGUCGACCACUGCUGCUGCUGCCAGAGGAGGAGAGACUGCUGAGGGAGCGCCACGCUGCGGCCUUUCCUCCACGGAACCAGGAUGUGGAGAGGGCGGAGUUUCAGCAGCAGUAUGAGGAGGAACAGCAGAGGAGUUUUGAAGAGCAAAGCGUUUUCGCUCUGGAGGACAGGAAGUCAGCACUGCAGCGUGCGAUGACAUCAUCACAGUCAGGAUCGGGGUCCGGUACCUCGUCAGAUGAAGCUCUCCAGCGCCGGCUGCUUGAUCUGGACCAGAACUUCACCUUCCCUCGGUCGGCCCUGGCGAUCCAGCUGAGCACAACGAGGGCGGGGCUCAACUACUGUCCUGAGGCUCGGGCCUUCUUGCAGCUUGACUGGCCAAUCAGAGAUCAGGGCAAUGCCCAAUUUGACACCAGGUACCUGGUGUUCAGAGACCUGUGGGGGCGGGGCUUCUUCCUUACCUCUGCUGGAAAGUUUGGAGGAGACUUCCUGGUGUAUCCAGGUGACCCGUUGCGUUUCCACGCCCACUUCAUUGCCAUCUGUCUCUCUUUGGACGAGCCUGUCUCCCUGCUGGACAUCCUCGCUGCAGCUCGUCUCGGCUGCAACGUGAAGAAGACCGUCCUGCUGUGCUCUCCGGCGCCGAACGGACCAGUCCACUACACAUCAGUUCAGUGGAGCGGCAUGGUGUAAGUAUCGGACUGGAUCGGUUCUGUCUGGGACCCCAGACGGAGUCCUGCCGGCUUCAGGGAUGUCAGGGAUCUGAAGGCGGAUCUGGACUCGAGUUCUGCUUAAGCAGAACCGCUACGACGGACUGAUCCGGCUCAUGAUAUCAUAAUGUUCAAAAGGAUGAAGCAAAAAGCAAUCGGCUGAUUUCACUUCAAGUUUAUUUAAAAAGGAGGUGAACGUGUGAAAUAAACGAAUCAUCCAGA
This is a messenger RNA of Nothobranchius furzeri (turquoise killifish), 1180 nucleotides long. It is a transcript of the gene tsen34, whose product is annotated as TSEN34 tRNA splicing endonuclease subunit. Gene Ontology annotation, cellular component: tRNA-intron endonuclease complex. Lineage: Eukaryota; Metazoa; Chordata; Actinopteri; Cyprinodontiformes; Nothobranchiidae. The record is from RefSeq and is a predicted model, not a curated record. Gene Ontology annotation, biological process: tRNA-type intron splice site recognition and cleavage; tRNA splicing, via endonucleolytic cleavage and ligation. Gene Ontology annotation, molecular function: tRNA-intron lyase activity; nucleic acid binding.